UAUCUCAUAAUCCUAAGCUGCUGAUUCAAUAUUAUAAUUAUUAUUAUUUGAAAUGGGUGCAGUUUGGGUUUCGAGAUCAACAAGGUGCAUUGCUACAUCUCUAGCAAGCACAACCAAGAUCGGCGCCGUUUUGGGCCGCCUUCUCAACGCUUCUGCUUACCAUUCUACCGCCUCAUUGCCCACCGCCGGCGCCGGCGCCGGAAUGCGGGAGCAGAAGCCUGAAUUAUCCGGGAAGUCGGCCGCCAUUUUCUCGCCGCGGCGUUUCGAGUCCAUGAAAGCUGCGCAGCUAGCGGAGGCACCCUGUUACUCUUCCGAGGACGAUUACGAUGAUCAUUAUGACCCCAAUCGGACAUUGGAUUUUCCUGGUGGAAGGGUGCCCUUUACGGCGCAGAUGAAGUUUAUCUCGGAGGCUACUGAUCGGAGGAUUCCAUGUUAUCGUGUACUUGAUGAUGAUGGCUAUGUCUUGCCUGGCAGCACUGUAUUCGAGCAGGUGAGACAAGAAAUGGCAAUGAAGAUGUAUAGUGCGAUGGUGACUGUUCAAACUGUGGACACCAUAUUUUAUGAAGCUCAAAGGCAGGGGAGAUUGUCCUUUUAUUUAACCUCUUUUGGAGAAGAAGCUAUCAGCAUAGGAUCUGCGGCUGCCCUCUCGCCGGAUGAUGUUUUAAUGCUUCAGUACCGGGAACUAGGAGUUCUGUUAUGGAGAGACUUCAGCCUGCAAGAAAUGGCUAACCAGUGCUUUGGGAAUAAGGGUGAUUAUGGGAAGGGCAGGCAAAUGCCUAUCCAUUAUGGCUCUAACAAGCACAAUAUCUUGACCAUCUCUUCACCUCUGGCAACCCAGAUUCCUCAGGCUGCUGGGGUGGCUUAUUCACUUAAAAUGGAUCAGAAAGAUGCUUGUGUUGUCACCUACUUUGGUGAUGGUACCACCAGUGAGGGAGAUUUCCAUGCGGGGUUAAAUUUUGCAGCUGUAAUGGAAGCUCCAGUGGUGUUCAUUUGCCGCAACAAUGGAUGGGCCAUUAGCACCCCUGUUUCAGAACAAUUCCGAAGUGAUGGAAUUGUGACUAAAGGGCAAGGUUAUGGAAUCACCAGCAUCCGAGUAGACGGCAAUGACGCUCUCGCAGUUUUCAACGCCAUCCGUGUGGCUCGCGAAAUGGCAAUCAAGCAACAAAAACCAAUACUUGUCGAGGCCAUGACUUAUCGCGUGUCUCACCACUCUACAUCCGAUGAUUCCACCAAGUACCGCCCCACAGAAGAAAUAGAGCACUGGAAGACGGCGAGAAGCCCCGUGGCCAGGUUCAGAAAAUGGAUACAGAGGCAUGGAUGGUGGAGCGACGACCACGAACAUCAACUUCGUGGAAAUAUAAGAAAACAGGUGUUACAGGCAAUUCAAGAAGCAGAGAAGAUGGAGAAACCUUCACUUGCAGAGUUGUUCACUGAUGUGUAUGACAAAGUGCCUUCAAACCUUAAAGAACAGGAAAGGUUGUUAAGAGACAUUGUUAUGCGACACCCAAAAGAUUACCCUGCAGAUGUUCCCGUCUAGGCCGCCUAUUUUAUCUAAAUUUCGUAUAUAUAUAUAUAUAUAAGUUUAUAAAUGCAUGCUUAAAUAUGUAUAAACCCUUCAUUAUUAUGAUGAUGAUGAUGUUGAACUGUAGUAUUGCUGUCAUCAAUAUAAAUUAAUGUAUAUCUUCAAUAAGUUAACCUAAAAGGGGUUAAUGAUGAUGCCGAUUAAUCA
This is a messenger RNA of Ipomoea nil (Japanese morning glory), 1729 nucleotides long. RefSeq names its product 2-oxoisovalerate dehydrogenase subunit alpha 1, mitochondrial. Gene Ontology annotation, molecular function: oxidoreductase activity, acting on the aldehyde or oxo group of donors, disulfide as acceptor. NCBI's taxonomy places the organism in Eukaryota, Viridiplantae, Streptophyta, Magnoliopsida, Solanales, Convolvulaceae. The record is from RefSeq and is a predicted model, not a curated record. The transcript has 9 exons. Gene Ontology annotation, biological process: branched-chain amino acid catabolic process. The coding region runs from base 53 to 1537 and encodes 494 amino acids.